AGCGUGAUGUUGAGGUCGGACUUGAACCUUGUGAAAAGAUAAGCCCUGUUGUGUGUAAGCGUGGAUAACGGAGUGGGUACCGCAUCAGUUUGGUGCAAAUAGCCUUUCGACAGAACCUUGCCGCGGUUCCACUUUGGGCGUUUUGUGAGUCACUGGCCAAUCAAAAGCUAUCCUGCAGAUCCUGCGGGGUAACGAAAAUCGGGCGCCGGGCCUGGCUGCAAUGCACUUGUGAAAAACACUGGGAACUGGGAUGUUGAGCUUGCUGAAGGCAGGUUUGUGCGUGCAUGACAACAUUGUGGAGCCUCUGGUCUAAAAAGGACAAGAUCCAAGGGUUCAUCUGAGCAAUGAUGUGACAGUUUCAACAUUAAGCCUUUUGCCAUUGCUGGCAAGCUUGUAUGGAAGUAAAUGGCUACUCUUGAGAAGAAAAUGCCCUUGUUGUGGCUUCUGCUCCUUGCUCAUAGCUUUAUCACAACAGGCUCAAGCAUUUCUUCAUACCAGAAGCUGUCACCUAGAGAGCUGUUCAAAUUCCGCUCAUACAAGGAUGUGCAGCUGUUCCAUUUUCAAGCUCCAGAGCAAGUGAAGCUAGCAACAUUCUCCUUUAGGGCAAAUGAAACAAAUUCAAGAUGUGAUGCAAGAAAUGUCACCCUGUACCUGCAGCAUGGCAGCUACCCAGUCAUAUCGCCGCUGGGGGCCGAGUUCCCGGAGAACUUCUUCCUGCAGCGCACCUCUCUGGCCAGCAUCAGCACGCACAGUGACUCCUCGUGGCUGCGGUACACGGUGGCGGCGCCGCUGCCAGGCGAUUGGUUCGCCGCUGGCUUCAUCCUGGCCGAGGACACGCGCAUCACGCAGAAGGGUCUUGGGCCCACAUGUCACACGGUGCUGGAGACCGAGGCGCGCUUCGAGCCACAGGGGAAGGUCAUCACGCUCGUGCCCGAGGUUACCACGCACCAGAGGCUCAUCCUCACGCAGAAAAUCAACAGCACCCAGCACUACAGGUUCGUCGUGCCGGCCGGCGUGUUCUCUGCUGUGGUGAACGUCUCCAAGUGUGUGGAUGCGGUCGGCGGCGGCUCCUGCCCGCUGACGCUUUCUGCCAGCGCGCUGUCCCUGCCCGACACGGCUGCCGGACCCUUCACCACGAGCGUCAACUGCAGCGAACUGUCGGACGGCGUGUGCUUGCUGCGGCUGGACGCGGCCGCCGACAGAUGGCACUAUGUCCGCCUGACGCCCCUCCCCGACGCCACCGCCCAGUUCGGCAUCCAGGUGGUGCUGGAGAAGAACUGUAAGGAGCCGCAGCGCGACAACGAGUACAUGCUGGUGAGCGAGAUCCACUGCCAGAGGCCGGCGCGCACUGCCUUCAUUCCGGUGGCGUUCUCUGAGGCGGACGGUGGAGCGGGCGCCCAGAACGACACAUGCUGGAACAGUGUGGGUUUGGGCCGGCGCACGCUGGCCGGCAGCCUGGCGUUCGUGUAUGACCAGCUGCCAGCUCCGGACACGGCUGGGCCGCCGGCGCGGCUCAACAUCAGCACGCGCCGGCCGUCGGUGCUGACGUUCGGCGUGCAGCCGGUGCAGGACAUCGGCGGCACGCUGACCGUGGCGUUGACCCUGCCCGACUCGCUGAACACAUCGGCGGCGAACGUGUCAGUGACGGGGUGCCUGUCGCACUGGGUGCGGGCGCGCCUGCUGCCGGACGGCCGCUGCAGCUCGGGCGUCCGCCUCUCCGUCAACAGCACCGGCGGCGGCGGCGGCGGCGGCCGGCUCGACAACGUCACCCACCUGCCGUACCCAGAGCCGGGCGACUGGUACCUCACGCUGGCCGUCCGCUGCUACCGCCAGCAGCUGUACGGCAGUGAGACGCCAACGGUACCGUGUCCGGGGGAUCAGACGGCGCUCGUGUUCCACAUCGAGUCGGCGCCAUGCCUGCAGGCGCGCUGCGGCGCCAAUGGCGGCUGCUACCAGUACUUCUCUGGCGGCUUCGUCUUCUCCACCUGCGUGUGCUGGGCCGGUAAGCAUGGGUACGCCGGCUGGGGCUGCACCGACUCCUCGCACGCCACCUCCGACUUCCAGCUGCUGCUGGGCACGCUGCUGCUGACCAUCAGUAACGUGCUGUUCGCGCCGGCCGUGGUGCUGGCGCUGCGCCGGCGCUUCUACACGGAGGCGCUGGUGUACGCCUUCAUCAUGUUCUUCUCGACGUUCUACCACGCCUGCGACGAGCAGAAGUACGCCUUCUGCCUGAUGCGGCUGAGCGUGAUGCAGUUUUGCGACUUCUACGCCGGCAUCUUCGCCUUCUGGGUAACGCUGGUGGCCAUGGCCGACCUGGCGCCCGCCUGGAGCUCCCUUCUGAACGUGGGCGGUGCCAUGCUGGUGGCCCUCGGCGUCGAGUACGACCGCACCGGGCUCUGGGUGUUUGUCGUGCCCGUCGCCACCGCCUUCGUCUGCAUGGUCACCUCCUGGGUGGUGCACUGUCGGCGGCAGAGGGCGCUGUUCCCGCCGCUGCGUUACCUGCUGCUGGGCCUGCUGCCGGGCGCCACCAUCGCUGGCGCCGGCCUCGUCUGCUACACACUGCUGGAGACCGAGGAGAACUACAAGUACACGCACUCGGCCUGGCACUGCUGCGUCGCGCUCUCAGUUCUGUUCCUGCUGCCGGCACGCCGGCGCCCUGAUGGCUUGUUCAGCCUGGAGGGCGCCUCGCCUGCCGGCAAGGUGCUGCGCGUCGGCAUUGGCGGCGGCGGCGGCGGCGAUGGCAAUGGGCGAGAGCUCAGCCAGCAGACGGUCAACACCAGCGCCGACUGCGAGUCGCGCCGCUAGGGGCGCUGCAGUGGCGUGAGGCCGCUGCCACUCCGCUGACCUGGGCUGGGGCUGAUCUCCCGGCGGCCAGCCAUCCGCUCGCGCCGCCACCUUCCAGUGCCCUACAGCGCAGAGAAAGACAGCCGGUCACAUGUGGCCGCCUGUGCGGCGGAGCCACUCACCAGGGCAUCGAUCGGACUUAGGCGCAGGCUAGGCUAGUCUCGACGAGGCUUCAGUGGAUAAUCGGUAUCAGUUGUGCCACUGAUCUCUAGCUGAGGAGCUCUGACUCACGUGCCGUCGCGUCCAGCUCGGAGCGGCCACGCUGCCAGGUGCCAUGAUGUUCAGGUAUGAACGGCGGCUGCCGUUCUUUGAAUCACCUAUGCUUCGUUGUGACAAUCGGUCGUUCGUAGGGUAGGCUUCGUUCACGUACCAUUCAGUCCACUUGGGCUCGGUAGCGGCGGCUCGCUUGCCAUCCCGUUUUGUGUGAUUGUGACCCGCAGUGGGUCGUAAUCUGUAGUGCAUGAUACGGCGCGAGUGCUAGGAUCGGCAUGAUACCGGCGCGGCGCGCUCCUCAAUCAGGUGAGCGGCGAUCGGGACGGCCGCAUACAGGCCGUGGAGGCCGGCGCCCGGCUCCGUACUGUCCAAAGCCACGUCACACGCAGGCCACGGUCCAGGAAGGCCCUGGUUAUUGGAGGCCGGGAAAGGCCUCUCGUGCCUGGUUAUUGGGGGCGGGGAAGGCCUCUCGUGCCUGGUUAUUGGGGUCUGGGUGUCUUUUAGUGUCACUCCCUGAGCUUCAUUCCAUUUGAUACCAGGUCGAUGAUGGAAUCAAGUAUUUUCCGUAAGUCGCACUGUUGUGGGCUGUAUUGUCGUCGCCAUUAUGUUUUUCCCCUGAUCUUGGACUACAAUCCUAUUGUAUAGCUGUUCAGUCUGAGGUGAGGCAGAGGGACUGUUUUAAUAGAUGUUACUUGUUUUGGUGCCCGUUAAUGUACCGCUUUUUGCUCAUUCUUGAAAGCAGGCAUCUGCACACGGCUUCUUUUCGUCCCUGUAUCUCGCAUAGCGGGUCGUGUUUUCAGUCCUUGUACCGUCAUGGCUUCUUUUCGUCCCUGUAUCUCGUAUAGCGGGUCGUGUUUUCAGUCCUCGUACCGUGCAGGGCGUCCUCUGGUGACGGCAAGGGUGGAUGGGCUAGUCCCGAGCAAGGCGUCGAGUCGCCUGUGGUCGGCCCGACGCGCCAGUGGCGCCGCCUGUCGCUGAGCCUGUCGUGGUAGGCGGGCCGACACGCGCUCGGGCAGCCCCUGGCCAGUCGUGCCGGCCGAUCCCGCCCGGUCGGUCGCCCUCCCGCCGCGCCUGUCUCCGCCAUGUUGGCGACCCUGGGUCGUCGGGUCCGCCCCGGAGCCGGCCAGCGCCGGCUGUGUUGUCAUUAUUGUGCGGUACGCCACGGACUGCCAGUCAGAUGAUACCACUUGUUUUUCAGGGCACCGUAGAGGUGGAGGUCGUUUAUGGCAUGUGUAACCGUCCUGUUUUUGUUUUUUUAUCGGACUGUUUGGCAGCCCGUCGUAGGGGGUUCGCCGCCCGCCGUCCGUCUGCACGGCGGCAUCAACGCCAGAGCGAUCCGUGCGAGCUUCCACGGUAACUAUGGACAUUUGUCGACGCGCUUCAUGCCGCCGUUCCCUGGAAGAAAAGUAAACGUGACGUCUUGGGCAAACAAAGAUAGCCAGGCGGUAUUAAAUUCGCACGGUGAAGCGUUUUCAUGCCAAAUUCUCAACCGCAGUGACCGGUACCCGUGAACGACUCGAAACGACAGACGCGACAUGUGCUUGUCUUCUGUGCGGCGACACAGUUGUGGGCGCAUUUUGAGGUCAUCCUUUGUCCCCACUUCUGAAAUUCUCAGCCGAACGUUCCAGCUGCCUGUAAUAGGGCCGGUUGUUGGUCCGUACCGCCGGCGUGCCGCAUGUCUGAGUAGGCCGGCUGGAGCCUUCCGGCGGGCCGGCGCCGCCGGCCAGGGCGGCGGCGACUGCCGGCCGGAGCGGCGUCCGAGCUGGUGAGGCUGUGCUGCUGGGCCGACCUCGCCAGCCCAGCCGGUCCGUGUCCAGGGGACUCGCCCACUCUGUGAAUAGUCGUGCUCCUCGGCAGUGCUGUCCUCUAACGGGCUUAUCAUUGUGUGGUGUGGCUGGUGAGCAGCUGGGCUCUUCGCCUGGUUCACUCUGUUGAUUGCUGUUAGAUUGGCCUCGUCGCCUGAAUGUGUGCGGUGGGCGGCUGCAGCGACAGCGGCGGUGUGUGGCUGCAGCCCGCCGCCAGCGCGCCCUCGCGUGACCUAGUCAGAACAGAGCCGCGCGUGGCGUGGACGUCCGAAACACUAGUCUUUCGGCCUCUCAUUAGCGGCGUCCGGCCGUCGGCGGCGUGUGUAGCACAUCGAGUGGUGGUCCGUGCCCGGGCCCGGGUCCCUGCUGCCGUCCUAAUCUCGCCCGCUCGCGCCGGCGGCGCGCUGCCACGGCUGGCGGC
Molecule: messenger RNA, 5283 nt
Organism: Pollicipes pollicipes
Lineage: Eukaryota; Metazoa; Arthropoda; Thecostraca; Pollicipedomorpha; Pollicipedidae
Product: transmembrane protein 8B
Exons: 13
Coding region: 406-2805 (799 amino acids)
Cellular component (GO): membrane
Source: RefSeq, a predicted model, not a curated record